AUGCCGCCGCCGCUCCACGAAAGUCGCCGCCAUACCCACCGUCAUGGCAGACAAAACCACCACGGUUGCGGCAACCAUAUUCAUCGCCAGAGCCAUCUAGACAGGACCGCCACUGCCGGCGGCUCGGGGCUAAGAUUCAUUCACCGCCACCGACCUCCUAGCCAUUAUUGGCGUCUUGCUACCAGGGGUCUAAAUGCAGCUUUGUCUGAGAAGGGAAAUAUUAAUAAUAAUAGCAGCAAAAGGUAUUCUUUGUCAAGCUCUUCUUCUUCUUCUUCCACUGAGAAUGCCGAGAAUUCUCGUCUUAAGGCCCAAAGCAGAAUGUCAUUAGGUGGGAGGAGGAGUUUUUCUUCUUCGUCUGAUGCUGAAAUUCCUAGUUUAGACAAAUUUCUUGUUAAGCGGCUGACGAGGCUCGAAAGGGAUGUGCUGGAAGCGAAGAACGCCCGAAAAAAAGCUGAAGAUGAAAAGAAAUUAAUUAUAAGCAGUGAUGAAAAGGUUCCAGAUUUAGGAAGUGUUCUUGUGAAACAUGCCUCGAAGCUCGAGAAAGAGGUUGAAGGAGCAAAAACAGGCGACAACAGGAAGAUUCAAAGGGGCCCGCGUGUGAACCAAGAUUUCAGUGAAGUUCUUCCCAGCUUGGAUAAGUAUCUCGUCAAACACCUAACAAGGCUCGAGAGAGAAGUUGAGGAAGAAAAGAAUGGCGAAAAGACUGCAUCUUUUUCGACAGAGAAAAAUGGGAAAGAGAAUGUGGACACGAACAAAACCGAAAAUAAGGACAUGGGCUCUAAGGUUUGUCGUAAAGGAGACUUUUCGAGUUAUGGCGAGAGUCUUGAUAAAGUUUUGGUAAAAAAGCACGUGUCGAAGCUGGAAAAGGAAAAGCUGAGUUUUUGUGGGGAUGAGGAAAUGAGGAUAAUAAAACCCAAGAGUAAAGCUGAGAGUAGUGAAGGCAGUUUGGACCAAGUUCUCGUCAAGCACAAAUCGAGAUUUCAUUAA
This is a messenger RNA of Striga asiatica, 987 nucleotides long. The record is from the annotation of a GenBank genome assembly. Lineage: Eukaryota; Viridiplantae; Streptophyta; Magnoliopsida; Lamiales; Orobanchaceae.